ACUUCCGGUCACGAAACCACCUACUCACAGAAACAAGUGACAAACUGUGAAAGCGUUUGUUACGGAUCAGCCCCACAGACUACGCCGACUCGCAAGUCUACAGUUCUCACGGUGUAUCAGGGAAAUUUCGAAAAAUACUUUUCGAGGAAAACGCUUUUGAUACAAUCUUUAAAGGUUGAAUUUAUCAAGAUCAGGAAAAGGGACAGUCGAAAGUCCGCCCGAGUGACGUUCUCGUACUUUGACAACAGUGAUAUCUUGUGAUUUGUACUGUGUACAUCCCACUUCACUGUACACUACUUACAGUUAUGUUUCUUCGGGGUGAUAACGGUUUUAGGAAAUCCCGACGGACUAUUCCAAACGUCAGCUGUUUCAUACAGAGCGUGUACAACCUUAUGAUGUCAUCUAGACUCGUAGCGGUUCAAUGUGAGGCUGCAGCACUAUUGGUUGAAUUGUCGGCAGUUCCACAAGUGUUAGAGGGUGUUGAAAGGUGCUAUCUCAAGAUUUUGGCUCAAAAGAACGUCGACGACACCUUGAAGAAAAUCGCUCAUGAAAGACUGAAAAACGUCCAAGAAAAAAGAAAAUCAAUCCCAAAGAGUCAAAAAAGGCGGCAAAAACUUGUCAAAUUAUAGGGAACGAAAAUGAAGCAUCCAAGAUCAUCUCUAGGAGUGGCAUAAACGGUCCAAGGAAGCAUGGGAGGAAUGUUUUCAGUCCUGUUCUCAGCAUCCAAUCGAAAAGGAAGAAGACAUCACAAGAAAACAAUCGAUAUUCAAAUAACAAAGAGAAAGCUAUUUGAGGCGCGCGAAAAAGGCGCGUAACUUUGUCGCGAAUGGUUUGAGUUUUAAAUCUAAUUGGUUGAGAAGGUGGCGCAAGUUUUCUAGACCAAUAUAUUAUAACGCAAAGUACUCGUCACACAAUUGAAAAUAUUCAAAUAGA
Messenger RNA from Pocillopora damicornis (cauliflower coral), 933 nucleotides. RefSeq lists its product as uncharacterized. The record is from RefSeq and is a predicted model, not a curated record. Lineage: Eukaryota; Metazoa; Cnidaria; Anthozoa; Scleractinia; Pocilloporidae.